AUGUUAAGUGCUAAAUCUAUUAAGCAAGUUGGUAAAGAUUUACCAAAAUUAAUUAGAAACAAUUCCUCAGCUGCUACUGGUGGUCCAGUUAUUGGUAUUGAUUUAGGUACCACCAACUCCGCCGUUGCUGUUAUGGAAGGUAAAAUCCCAAAAAUUAUUGAAAAUUCCGAAGGUGGAAGAACUACCCCAUCUAUUGUUGCUUUCACCAAAGAAGGUGAAAGAUUAGUUGGUAUUCCAGCCAAGAGACAAGCUGUUGUUAACCCAGAAAACACUUUAUUUGCCACUAAAAGAUUAAUUGGUAGAAGAUUUGAAGAUAAAGAAGUUCAAAGAGAUUUAAACCAAGUUCCUUACAAAAUUGUUAAACACGAAAAUGGUGAUGCUUGGAUUGAAGCUAGAGGUGAAAAAUACUCCCCACAACAAAUUGGUGGUUUCAUUUUAAACAAAAUGAAAGAAACUGCUGAAGCCAAUUUAGGUAAAAAUGUUAAAAACGCUGUUGUUACUUGUCCAGCUUAUUUCAAUGAUGCUCAAAGACAAGCUACCAAAGAUGCUGGUAAAAUCGUUGGUUUAAAUGUUUUAAGAGUUGUCAAUGAACCAACUGCUGCUGCUUUAGCUUAUGGUUUAGAAAAAAAUGAUGGUGAAGUUGUUGCCGUUUUCGAUUUAGGUGGUGGUACUUUUGAUGUUUCCAUCUUAGAUAUCGGUGCUGGUGUUUUCGAAGUUAAAUCAACCAAUGGUGAUACUCACUUAGGUGGUGAAGAUUUCGAUAUUGCUGUCGUUAGAAACAUUGUUGAAACUUUCAAAAAAGAAUCAGGUAUUGAUUUAGAAAAAGAUAGAAUGGCUAUUCAAAGAAUCAGAGAAGCUGCUGAAAAAGCUAAAAUCGAAUUAUCAUCAACUGUCUCAACUGAAAUUAACUUACCUUUCAUCACUGCUGAUGCUUCAGGUCCAAAACAUAUCAACCAAAAAAUUACUAGAGCUCAAUUCGAAUCAUUAGUUGAACCUUUAGUUAAAAGAACUGUUGAACCAUGUAAAAAAGCCUUAAAAGAUGCCGGAUUAUCAACCUCAGAUGUCUCUGAAGUUAUCUUAGUCGGUGGUAUGUCAAGAAUGCCAAAAGUUAUCGAAACUGUUAAAUCUAUUUUCGGUAAAGAACCUUCAAAAGCUGUUAACCCAGAUGAAGCUGUUGCUAUGGGUGCUGCCAUUCAAGGUGGUAUUUUAGCCGGUGAUGUUACUGAUGUUGUCUUAUUAGAUGUUACUCCAUUAUCUUUAGGUAUUGAAACUAUGGGUGGUGUCUUUGCUAGAUUAAUUAACAGAAAUACUACUAUCCCAGCUAAAAAAUCUCAAAUUUUCUCCACUGCUACUGCUGGUCAAACUUCUGUUGAAAUCAGAGUUUUCCAAGGUGAAAGAGAAUUAACUAGAGAUAACAAAUUAAUUGGUAACUUUACUUUGUCAGGUAUUCCACCAGCUCCAAAAGGUGUUCCACAAAUUGAAGUCACUUUCGAUAUUGAUACUGAUGGUAUCAUUAAAGUUAGUGCCAGAGAUAAAGCUUCCAACAAAGAUGCUUCUAUUACUGUUGCUGGAUCAUCAGGUUUAAGUGAUGCUGAAAUUGAACAAAUGGUUAAUGAUGCUGAAAAAUUCGCUGAAUCUGAUAAAGCUAGAAGAGAAGCUAUUGAAUCAGCUAACAGAGCCGAUCAAUUAUGUAAUGAUACUGAAUCUUCAUUAACUGAAUUUAAAGAUAAAUUAGAUACUGCUGAUGCUGAUAAAUUAAGAUCAUUAAUUACUUCAUUAAGAGAAAUUGCUGUUAAAGCUCAAGCUGGUGAAGAAGUUGAUGGUGCCGAAUUAAAAUCAAAAACCGAAGAAUUACAAAAUGAAUCAUUAAAGGUUUUCGAAAAAUUAUACAAACAAGAUGAAUCAAAACCAAAAGAAGAUGAAGAAAAGAAAGAUUAA
Yamadazyma jaroonii is the source of this 1938-nucleotide messenger RNA. The record is from the annotation of a GenBank genome assembly. Lineage: Eukaryota; Fungi; Ascomycota; Pichiomycetes; Serinales; Debaryomycetaceae.